Molecule: messenger RNA, 1819 nt
Organism: Cotesia glomerata
Lineage: Eukaryota; Metazoa; Arthropoda; Insecta; Hymenoptera; Braconidae
Product: odorant receptor 49a-like
Exons: 8
Coding region: 529-1785 (418 amino acids)
Biological process (GO): detection of chemical stimulus involved in sensory perception of smell; sensory perception of smell
Cellular component (GO): plasma membrane
Molecular function (GO): olfactory receptor activity; odorant binding
Source: RefSeq, a predicted model, not a curated record
AUCACAGUGUCUUUAAUUAAUUUUUAAAAUUAUGAAUCAGCAAUAUAAAAAAAAAUUCCACUCCCCAAAUCACUUUGUUUCCUUCGAACCAGCCGGAGAAGUUUAUAAAAAAGCAAGAGUUAAUUCCAAGUCACCCGAACACUGUCCGACUUUCCGUCUAACGGCAGCUCGGCUCCAGAGUCGCUGAUUCGCUGGCUCCGGUCGGCGUGGGAGGAAGUAGCGACAAAAUUAUAGUCUUCCUUCACGCAACGUCUUUUCUUAAAACUAUUCCUCUAUUUCUUCGGAAAACUCAUAAAAUAUUAACGUAAAAAAUAUACUGUCCAUUGUCGCAAUAUUCUUCGAACUUCUUACCCGGCAAUUUUCUAAGACAACCCUUCUUGCAUUUGUCAUCGCUUCAUUUAUUAUUCACACGCUAUCGGCUAUUGACUUUCUAUAUUCUUCGAAUAGCAGUCGUAUUUUACUUACAAAAUAAUACGCGAACCCCAAAGAAAUAUUAUUUAUAGUGUCUUCGUUUUGACAAAGCGGGAAAUGUCGGGUUUAGAGAUGACAAAUAUCGAAAGCGAUAUUCCGUCGUGCAAACAAUUAUUCAGUAUGGAAUUGUUCGUUAUGAAAUGCGUCGGAUUGGGUUCUUUGGAAAGAGCCUUCGAAGUGAAUAAAAAUGAUAAAAUACGCGCACUUAAAUAUUGGGAAAUUUUUCUUUUUAUCACUAGUGUAUGUCUUUUAUCAACGCUUAUUUACAGUUUGGUAACAUCUUUGCCUUAUUACUUAGGCAAAGAUUUUUCUAUGACAUGUUUUAUUGUUUCUGUUGCUUUUUCUAUGAGCAUGACUACGAUGAAGCUUUUGAGAUUAUGGACAUCUCGGGUAAAGUUUUACCAAAUUUUGGAAAUAGUUAAUAAAAUUUGGGAACAAAAUACUCGAAAAAGAAUUGAUUUAAAAGCUAAAAUAAUAAAAGUUAUCGACGACAAUAAAACUGUAAGAUGUUUGUAUGUAAUAAUUGCUUUAAUAUUGAAUGUUUGCUACUCAUUGCGCCCAUUUAUUAUGUUACUUACCACGUACUUAACAUUGCCGGAAAACGAGACUAUGACUUUCACCGAGCAAGCAUACACCGGGGUGCACUACCCCAUAAGAUCAGACACCGUCGGCAGAUACAUAGUCUUGAUGAUAAUGGAAUUCCAAAUCUCAUAUUUUGGAACCGCGUACUUUAUUCUUGCAGAAUUGUUAUUUGUAUUCUUAACAACGUUACUAACUAUUCAUUUUAUGGUGCUUGCUGAUGAGUAUCUUUCAAUAUUUGAUAUUUAUCAAAAAAAUAAUAAUAAUUUAUCAUCUAUUAAUGAAAUAAUAAAACGUCAUUGUUCAUUACUAUUCGUAUGUCAACAAAUAACGUAUUUGUACAGUCCGAUGGUAAUGGCGACGAUCAUUUUUAAUGGUAUAGAUCUAUGUUGUUCAAUUUUUGCCUUCCAACAAGAUUUUGCCGCAGGUAGAGCGGAAACUUCACUAGCUAAAAAUUUACCCCACGCUUCAAUAUUAAUUUUUCAAAUAAUAAUCUACUGCAAUUGCGCGCACAUUACAACUGAACAGAUAGGAUCAUUGACAGAAGCGACGUACAAUUCGCGUUGGGUUGAAGGAGAUAAAAAAGUUGUUAGAGCUGUUAUUAUUGUAAUGAUUAAUUCUCAAAGAGAGUACAAUUUUACAGCUUACGGUCUUUUUAUUCUAAAUCGCCAGCAAUUGACUCAAAUAUUUAAUACGACAAUGAGUUACUUUGCGUUACUCAGAAAUUUUAUGUAACAAAUUAUAAUUAAUAAAAUUUUUUCAAGUAGCC